This is a messenger RNA of Chionomys nivalis (European snow vole), 2303 nucleotides long. It is a transcript of the gene Maco1, whose product is annotated as macoilin 1. Gene Ontology annotation, cellular component: rough endoplasmic reticulum membrane. Lineage: Eukaryota; Metazoa; Chordata; Mammalia; Rodentia; Cricetidae. Gene Ontology annotation, biological process: neuronal signal transduction. Bases 208 to 2202 code for a protein of 664 amino acids. The record is from RefSeq and is a predicted model, not a curated record. The transcript has 11 exons.
GGCCCCGGAAUUGUCAUUUCUUUGUUUCCGAAGGCGGAGGAGGCUCGGCGCCCCCCUCCUGACCCCCCCUCCCCCCGGUGCUGGCUCCAUGUCUGUGUGACCGGCCGCAGGGGUAGAAUCCAGGCCCGACGCAGGGCGGGCGGGCGGCGGCGGCAGAGGUGAGAGGCAGCGGCGGCGCGGCGCGGGCACCGGCCCCCCAGCGGGAGGAUGAAGCGGCGGAACGCCGACUGCAGUAAGCUCCGCCGCCCCCUGAAGCGGAACCGGAUCACCGAGGGUAUCUACGGCAGUACAUUUUUAUACCUGAAAUUCCUGGUAGUGUGGGCACUUGUCCUUCUGGCCGACUUUGUCCUGGAGUUCCGAUUUGAAUAUCUGUGGCCAUUCUGGCUUUUCAUCAGAAGCGUCUAUGAUUCCUUCAGAUACCAGGGACUGGCCUUUUCAGUAUUUUUUGUUUGUGUAGCAUUUACAUCAAAUAUCAUAUGUCUCCUCUUCAUUCCCAUACAAUGGCUCUUUUUCGCUGCUAGCACAUAUGUAUGGGUCCAGUACGUAUGGCACACAGAAAGGGGAGUGUGUUUGCCUACAGUGUCCCUUUGGAUACUCUUUGUUUAUAUUGAAGCAGCAAUUAGAUUCAAAGAUCUGAAAAAUUUUCAUGUAGACCUUUGUCGUCCAUUUGCUGCUCACUGUAUUGGGUACCCUGUGGUGACUUUGGGCUUUGGCUUCAAAAGUUAUGUGAGCUACAAAAUGCGGUUAAGAAAGCAAAAGGAAGUUCAAAAGGAGAACGAGUUUUACAUGCAGCUUCUUCAGCAGGCCCUCCCUCCAGAGCAGCAAAUGUUGCAGAAGCAAGAAAAGGAAGCCGAGGAAGCAUCCAAAGGAUUGCCGGACAUGGAUUCCUCGAUCCUUAUACACCACAAUGGAGGUAUCCCAGCCAACAAAAAACUUUCCACAACGCUGCCAGAGAUAGAAUAUCGAGAAAAAGGGAAAGAAAAGGACAAGGAUGCCAAAAAACAUAACCUUGGAAUAAAUAACAACAAUAUUUUACAACCUGUAGACUCUAAAAUACAAGAAAUUGAGUACAUGGAAAACCAUAUCAACAGUAAAAGAUUAAACAAUGAUCUUGUGGGAAGUACAGAAAAUCUCUUAAAAGAGGACUCAUGCACUGCUUCCUCAAAAAAUUACAAAAAUGCUACUGGAGUUGUAAACUCCUCACCUCGAAGUCACAGUGCUACAAAUGGAAGCAUUCCUUCCUCGUCUAGUAAAAAUGAGAAGAAGCAGAAGUGCUCGAGCAAGAGCCCAAGUGCACAUAAGGACUUAAUGGAGAACUGUAUUCCUAACAACCAGCUGAGCAAACCAGACGCUCUGGUGAGGCUGGAGCAAGACAUUAAAAAGCUAAAGGCUGACUUGCAAGCCAGCCGGCAAGUGGAACAAGAGCUGCGCAGUCAGAUCAGCUCUCUCUCAAACACGGAACGAGGGAUCCGUUCAGAAAUGGGCCAGCUCCGACAGGAAAACGAGCUGCUGCAGAAUAAGUUACAUAAUGCUGUACAAAUGAAGCAAAAAGACAAACAGAAUAUCAGCCAGCUGGAGAAAAAGCUAAAAGCUGAGCAGGAAGCCCGAAGCUUUGUAGAAAAACAGUUAAUGGAGGAGAAAAAGAGGAAGAAGUUAGAAGAAGCCACUGCUGCGCGGGCUGUUGCCUUUGCGGCCGCAUCUAGGGGAGAGUGCACCGAAACCUUACGGAGUCGGAUCAGAGAGCUAGAAGCUGAGGGCAAGAAGCUCACAAUGGACAUGAAGGUGAAAGAGGAGCAGAUCAGGGAACUGGAACUGAAGGUUCAGGAGCUCCGGAAGUACAAAGAAAAUGAGAAGGACACCGAGGUGUUAAUGUCAGCACUCUCUGCCAUGCAAGACAAGACGCAGCACCUGGAGAACAGCCUCAGCGCAGAGACAAGAAUCAAGCUGGACCUGUUCUCUGCACUGGGUGAUGCAAAACGGCAGCUCGAGAUUGCCCAGGGGCAAAUCCUUCAGAAAGACCAGGAAAUCAAGGACCUAAAACAAAAGAUAGCCGAAGUCAUGGCUGUCAUGCCCAGCAUAACAUACAGUGCUGCCACCAGUCCCCUGAGCCCCGUGUCCCCUCACUACUCUUCCAAGUUUGUGGAGACAAGCCCCUCUGGACUCGAUCCUAAUGCCUCUGUCUAUCAGCCCCUGAAGAAAUGAAGGCCAGCUGUGUGUUUGCCCAACCAUUUGGAACCAGAAGGCUUCGAAAAGCAGCGUCUCUGGCGGUCAAGAUAAAAAUGUUGAUAUUGUGUUUUGUGGGA